GAGGAAAGAAGGAGAGAUAGAGAGAGGGGGGAAAAAAAAAAAGUAGUACCCCAAUUUCCCCUUAAUCUCAUCAGGAUCUCUUUUGGCAUUUGGGUUUCUCUCUCUCUCUCUUAUCUUUCCUCUGGCUACACCUCAAGCAACCAAGCUGUCUCUUGUUGGAAGCACAGAAGCACAAUCCCUAAAUACCCCGUCUCUCUCUCUCUCUCUCUCUCUGCUUACUAGUCUCUUAGUUUACCUAAAUGAAGACCAUUAGAGAUGUCCAAGGCAUGAUUCUUAAAGGUGCUAGCUAGCUUAAUGUUUGCGGCUGCUUCUUCUCUUUCACUUUCUUAAAAACUAUGGAAGGAGAGAAAAAGGGCAAGAUUUAAAAUCCCAAGAGUGGAGGAGACAAAGACUCAGAAGUAGUGAAGACACCAGUAGUAGUACUGAUCUCUUUUUAAUUAAUACCUAGCCCACACACAAGUUGGAGAUUUAAACAAGGUUUUCAGCUCAUAACCAUGGAAUUUAGAGCUCAAGAAAGUGAUCAAAUGAGGACUACGUCAACCGGGUCUCUUAACUACACCCAUCUAACAAAAGACCAAUCCCCAGGAGCAGAAAGAAGAAAAUCACUAAUUACUUCUACUAAUGGCAAUUCCACUAGUAAUUGCACUACUCAAACCCUAGAUAAUAUCUACCCUCGCUCUUUUCAGCACCAACCAGUGCAGCUUCAUGCCCAACAACCACUCAGAGAUCCGGACAACAAAAGCCCAGAUCCGAUGCCGUUUUCGCCGCUCUCGGCCGUUACAAAGACGAAAACGACGUCGUCGGCAGUGAAGUACCGAGAAUGCCUCAAGAACCACGCGGCCAGCGUCGGCGGAAACGUGUUCGAUGGGUGUGGAGAGUUCAUGCCAAAUGGCCAGGAAGGCUCCUUGGAGGCGCUAAAAUGCGCCGCCUGUCAAUGUCACCGGAAUUUCCACCGGAAAGAGAUCGACGGAGAGACUCAGUUGUACAGCCCCGGGUCGAGAAGAUCGAGUACUACUACCACCACGGCUUUGAUGCUCAAUCCUCUACAGCUCACCCCACCAUUACCGUCUCCUUCGCUUCAUCACCACCAUCCAAAUCAUCAUCCCCACCACCACCAUCACCUCCACAAGUACCCGAUUGUCCAGCCGAUGAACGUGGCGUUCGGCGGAGUAGCGGCCGCUGGCACGGAGUCGUCGAGUGAGGAUCUGAACGUGUACGGGCAGUCGACGGCGGAGGGGGUCCCUCCGCCGCCUUUCGCGCUGUCGAAGAAGCGGUUUCGGACUAAGUUCACGCAGGAGCAGAAGGAGAGGAUGCUGGAGUUUGCCGAGAAGGUCGGGUGGAGGAUCCAGAAGCAAGACGAGGUGGAGGUCGAGAGGUUUUGUGCGGAGGUUGGGGUGAAACGACAGGUCCUAAAAGUUUGGAUGCACAACAACAAGAGUGCCGUCAAGAAGCAGCAAGAGAUGAUGAUGAUGAUGGGCACGACCAACAAUAAUAGUAAUACCUCCGCCGGUAAUAUUCAUGACAAUAUGCAGUCUCUUGAGGUCAGUGAAGCUGUGGAAGAUGGAGGGUUGGAUACAUAGAUAUUGAUCAUAUAUUAUAUGUUAUAUGUUAUGUCACCAUGUUAUAUUGUGUUAUAUAUAGCUAGUUCUUUGGUUUUGGAGUAGGUGAUCUUUAUGGUUUUAUGGAGCCAGGUGAUACGUACGUACAAUUAGGGAGGUGUAAGAGGGGCAUUGAUGAUGGGGAAAUUUGUGAACAUGAUUAAUUCUUAUGCUUAGAAAACCAUGUUAUUGUUAUUUAAUUUAUUGUCUUUCAGCGGUUUUUUUUUUUUUUUUUCCCUGGCCAUUUGGACUGUGUUCAGGAGUUUGUCUAUUCUCUCUCUCUUCCUCUUUAUCUUUUUCUUUACUACUCCAAACUCUGUGUCUGUAUUUCUUUUUGAUAGUGGCUUGCUAAAUGGGGUGAAGGAAAUGAUCUCGUAGAACUAGAUAUUA
Molecule: messenger RNA, 1988 nt
Organism: Morus notabilis
Lineage: Eukaryota; Viridiplantae; Streptophyta; Magnoliopsida; Rosales; Moraceae
Product: zinc-finger homeodomain protein 5
Exons: 2
Coding region: 495-1580 (361 amino acids)
Biological process (GO): regulation of developmental process; regulation of DNA-templated transcription
Cellular component (GO): nucleus
Molecular function (GO): transcription cis-regulatory region binding; DNA-binding transcription factor activity
Source: RefSeq, a predicted model, not a curated record